Messenger RNA from Galeopterus variegatus (Sunda flying lemur), 3221 nucleotides. RefSeq names its product dachshund homolog 1-like. The transcript has 5 exons. Lineage: Eukaryota; Metazoa; Chordata; Mammalia; Dermoptera; Cynocephalidae. The record is from RefSeq and is a predicted model, not a curated record. The coding region runs from base 231 to 554 and encodes 107 amino acids.
CAGAUGAGACCCCGCUUUCCACACCCACCGCAAGAGACAGCCUUGACAAACUUUCUCUAACUGGGCAUGGACAACCACUGCCUCCAGGUUUUCCAUCUCCUUUUCUGUUUCCUGAUGGAUUGUCUUCCAUAGAGACCCUUCUGACUAACAUACAGGGGCUCUUGAAAGUUGCUAUUGAUAAUGCCAGAGCUCAAGAAAAACAGGUCCAACUGGAAAAAACAGAGCUGAAGAUGGAUUUUUUAAGGGAAAGAGAACUAAGGGAAACACUUGAGAAGCAGUUGGCUAUGGAACAAAAGAAUAGAGCCAUAGUUCAAAAGAGGCUAAAGAAGGAGAAGAAGGCAAAGAGAAAAUUGCAGGAAGCACUUGAAUUUGAGACAAAACGGCGCGAGCAAGCAGAGCAGACACUAAAACAGGCAGCUUCGACAGAUAGUCUCAGGGUCUUAAAUGACUCUCUGACCCCAGAGAUAGAAGCUGACCGCAGUGGCGGCAGAACAGAUGCUGAAAGGACAAUACAAGAUGGAAGACUGUAUUUGAAAACUACUGUCAUGUACUGAAUCUUUCCUGUUGAAGAAAUCCAUGUUAUAGCAAAGAACUUUGCAGUCAGAAAUUCGUCACUGGAAAGUUCGAAAAAAAGUCCUUUUAAUGGAACUUCCACAAUUUUGUGUAUUAAUGUUCUUUGAUAAGUUUAAGUAUUCUACAAAAAGAAAAAAAAAGUUUCUUCCAUUGAUUUUCACCUGUGGUUCAUACCAGAGACCUGAAAAUGUUUGUAAAUGUAUAAGUAUCAAACUUCUUACAGUUAAUAACUGCAACUUGCUGCUGGACACUAGUACACAGAGUUAAAGGCAGGUCUGAAUAAGACCUAGUUUUUUUUUUUCUUUCUUUUUUAAUGGAAUGAACCAUUUUCCUCUUCUGAAAAUUCUGUAUCUGAGCACAUGAAGAGAUUCUUGUAGCAGUGGUCACCUGGUCAUCAGGACUUACAGAAUUAUGUCCUCCAGAAACCAGCAAGAACACUUGGAAAUGAACUUGUAGGGGGCAUAGAGGAUUCCGAAAAAAAUAAAUAGUAAUAUUCUGUUACAUACAAUUUUGAACUCUCUAAUUGUGGAUUUUUCUCCUGAAGAUUUUUUUUUUCACAUACUUUCCAAAAGACCAAUAAAUGGAUGUUGAUAACAACCCAAUGAAAUAACAUUUUGCAUAUCUGAAAAGAAGCAUUGAAUAGAAGCCAAAAGCUUUCACUGAAGGUCUUUUUUCUCAAAAAUUAAAAAAAAAAUAUAUAUAAAUGUAACAUGUUUUCAUUCCAAACUGGUAGUGGUAUGUAGAAGUAAAAAAUAAUGUUUCUUCUUAUUCAAACUGUUGGUCACAUGUACAGUAUAUAAACAUAAAACACACAAGGAAGGUAUUAUGUAUGCAGUAGUAUACUAGAGUUUAGGAAAAUGAAAAUUUUAGAAAAUAUGUUUUGUCACCCUGUUGGUCAGAAAGACGUCUUUCUGGUUUUAACGCAUGCAGGCAUGUAAAUAUUUGUCUGGAGUCACAGUAUUAAUGAAUGAGAUCGUAAGCAUCUGGUGACAUCAGAACUCUGUCAGCCACUUUUAUUUGUAUAUUGAACCCUAGUUAGUGCCCCAAACUGCACUAUUGAGAAUGGAUUGUGGCUGAACAGUAAAUCAAAACACCAGAAAUAUUUUUAUAUGUUAAUGUCAUACUAUGUUAAUGUUGCUGAGAAACAAAACCUAACAAACCCUCGUUGUAUCGGUCCAAUAUCAUGUAGCUCUGAGUGAUAAAGUUAAAAUGUGUUGUAUUUCCCACCCUGGUCAGAGCGAAGGGUGGCUACGUGUUAUUUUCACUGUCUUUUUGAAAGUUACAGUAUGUGUUUUCACUUUUGUGCAGAUAACUGGAAGUAAAGCUGCAAACAGUGCUUAUUACAUGCUAAAGUUACCUUCUCUUUAUUUUUACAUAUCUGGAGUUACACCUUUAAAGACUGAUAUGAAUCAGUACAUUUCAUGAUUUUUUUGUCAUCUUAAAAUUUUAUGAUCAUAACAUUAUUUAUUACCAUAAAACAGCAAAAUCUUAAAUGUCUAAGAAAACUAGCUUAAAUGUUUAAAGAUAGUUCUGAUUGAACAUAAUUAUUUGGUUAAGAAACAAAUGAACAUUAUAGUUACUCUGGCACUGAGCUUCUGUACUUUUUAGGUCUUCCUUGCAGUACUGGAACAUAAUUCUUUUCUGUAUCUGUCUAUUAAUUAGCUAAGUCCAUUUUUUUAAUACAAUAAAAGGUUAUAUGUACAGUUCCUAUUGUAGCUUGCUUAAAAAGGGAGCAAUAUUUUUAUUUAAAAUAUUGUUAGUAAAUGCUUUGUAGAAACUUGGUUUUCUAAGCAUAGUUCUUCUAUAACCAUCUUUUGUUGUCUGAGCACAAGAGAUUCUAUUUCUAGUUAUAUGUUUUUCUUCCCAUAUGCAGUCUUUAAAGGAUUACAACACUUAAAAUUGGAUAGAUUUAUGGCAAGCAUUUGAAUUAUACAUUUUUGGAAAAUUUUUUUAAAAAGCCUACAACUUACAUAUAUAGUAGAAUCAGCCAUUGCUCUGCUCCUGGCAUAGAGUCACCUGUUAAGUGGGUUAAAUAGUUUUAAAAUACAUACUUGCAAGAUCUUUGAGAAUGCUUUAGUGUUUGGUUUGACAUAAAAGGAAAUUUUAGCAAGGAUUAAAGAAAAAAGCUCUCAACUGUAUGUUAAAAGAGACUCUUACUAACAUGUUGUAAAUAUUACAAUUCAUGUUAUUGUAAGUCUGUAACUUAAUUUUUCCUGUUUUUAGUUAUACAGGUUGGUUUGGAAAUUUGUGUUUUGGCAUAAACAAGUAAAACUGUGCCCAUUUUAUGGUUUCCAUGCUUUUGUAUUCCUAAAAUAUUAAUGUCUAGUCGUUCUGUAUUAUAACCACAUUUGCGCUCUAUGCAAGCCCUUGGAACAGAACAUACUCAUCUUCAUGUAGGACCUAUGAAAAUUGUCUAUUUUUAUCUAUAUAUUUAAAGUUUUCUAAAAAUGAUAAAAGGUUAUUACGAAUUUUGUUGUACAAAAUCUGUACAAAAAUCUGUUUUUACAUCAUAAUGCAAGAAUUGGAAAUUUUUCUAUGGUAGCCUAGUUAUUUGAGCCUGGUUUCAAUGUGAGAACCACGUUUACUGUUACUGUAUUUAAUUUUCUUUUUCUUUUCAACAAUCUCCUAAUAAAACUGUCUGAAAUCUC